Messenger RNA from Saccoglossus kowalevskii, 635 nucleotides. Its product is annotated as guided entry of tail-anchored proteins factor 1-like. Gene Ontology annotation, molecular function: protein-membrane adaptor activity. NCBI's taxonomy places the organism in Eukaryota, Metazoa, Hemichordata, Enteropneusta, Harrimaniidae. Gene Ontology annotation, cellular component: GET complex. Gene Ontology annotation, biological process: tail-anchored membrane protein insertion into ER membrane. The record is from RefSeq and is a predicted model, not a curated record.
AUGUCUGCCUCCAUUGUAAUUUUUGUCGUUGUGUUUAUGCUGUGUCUUUUGCACACUUUCACAACGUUCUUUGUGAGAUUGAUAUUGGCGUGGUUGGAGAAAGAAAACAGUGAGCACUAUACCAAAUUACAGAAUUUAAAAGAACUACAGAGAGAAUUAAGUAAAAUCAAUGCUAAAAAUGAGUUUGCUAAAUAUGCCAGGACUCAGAGGAAAAUGAACAAAUUAACAGAAGACCUAGCAGAUUUUAACAGGUCUAGAUCAGCCACAUCUAUGAAAUACAGAUGGUGUUUCACUGGUAUGUUGUACUGUAUACAAGCACUAAUUUACAUAUACCUUAUAUGGACAUAUUACAAAACACCUAUAAUAAAACUGGAUCCUGAUUGGCUGUAUCCCUUGGCAACAUUUAUAGCCAUUCCUACUGGUAUACAUGGUGCUGUUGGUAUCACUUGUUGGCUUCUGAUUUGCAACAAAGUAUCCAAGUUAUUUAUAGAGUCAGUCAGAUAAAAAAAAUUUUCCUACAUUUUGAAUUUAUUUAGAAGCAUAGUGGUAAUCUACCAUCCGAGUGCGGUACAUUUUUAUACAUUGCAUGUGUAAUAACCAUAUCCAUUAUACAAACAUAUGGUAUUGCUUCCGAG